AUGGCCGUGACCCUCAAAGCUUACCCUCUAGUUCAGGGAGGUUAUGAAUUUCACAAAGCAGAAUUGCUGCUAUACGUCGUCGCUAAGUUAACUCCCGUCCCCCCUCCCCACUUUCCAUCGCCACCCCACUACCAGAUGUAUCAGGAAGGGGGGCCCGAGACCCCCGGGGGCGCAGGUGGGUGUGGGGGCGGCGUGCCGGGCGCGGGGGUGGCGGUGCGUGCGCCAAGCCGAGCGCCGGCGGGAGGCGUGCGGCCGCGCGGGGUUCCGUGCGCCGAGUGUCUACGUCCGUGUGCGCGCCCCUGCGGCGCGGUGGAGCGCUGGCCGGGCCGCUCCUGGCCGGGUCUUGCGGCGCCAGAGCCCGCCACCCGCCCGCCCGGGGGCACGGGAAGCCGGGGGCCGAGGAGAGCUGUUCCGGCGAGGCCGGCCGCGACGCGCGCACACGCACACGCCGCCGCGGGGCUCGGCCGGCUCGGCGGCCGCGCGGGGGGCGGGCCGAGGGCGGGCCGGGCGGGGGCCGAGGGCGCGCCGCUGUCCGGCGCUGGGCGGCUGCCUGCAGCCGCCGCGGGGGACCGCACGCAGCUCGCCACCUCGGGGUGGGCGGCGGCGGGGCGCCGGGGCGGCGGCACUGAGCGAGCUGGGACCCCGCACUCUCGCACGGACUUGGAGGGUGUAGGAAUAGAAGCUCUGAGAAUGGUGGACUCUGCAGAAAAGAGGAGUGUGAUUGUGUUUCUGGAACAGCCCAAGGCUGUAGAAGUAGAGUACAUCAUCCCUGGGACUUCCCUGGUGGUCCAGUGGUAAAGAAUCC
This is a messenger RNA of Aethalodelphis obliquidens (Pacific white-sided dolphin), 805 nucleotides long. Its product is annotated as translation initiation factor IF-2-like. The transcript is spliced from 5 exons. NCBI's taxonomy places the organism in Eukaryota, Metazoa, Chordata, Mammalia, Artiodactyla, Delphinidae. Bases 1 to 798 code for a protein of 265 amino acids. The record is from RefSeq and is a predicted model, not a curated record.